Molecule: messenger RNA, 9883 nt
Organism: Lagopus muta (rock ptarmigan)
Lineage: Eukaryota; Metazoa; Chordata; Aves; Galliformes; Phasianidae
Product: inverted formin-2-like
Exons: 23
Coding region: 238-4245 (1335 amino acids)
Biological process (GO): actin cytoskeleton organization
Molecular function (GO): actin binding; small GTPase binding
Source: RefSeq, a predicted model, not a curated record
GCGGCCGCCGCGGCGGGCGGAUGGGCAGAGCCCGGCGGGUUGGUGUUCUGGCGGAGGUUGGCUGUCCGCUGCAGGCUGCGAGACCGCCGCCCCCCGUCCGCAGGAGACCGCUGCGCCCGGUCGGGAGUCCUCUCCCAGAGCCAGACAGGCUGCGAGCAAGGCGGUGUGGGGGGAAACACCUCCGCGCCCAGUCGGAGGCAUCGCUCAGCCGCUGCGGAGCUGCAGGACAAGCAGUUCAUGAUGUCAAUCAAAAAGGAAAGUGCCCACAAGAAAUGGGCUGCCCUGAAGGAGAAACUCGGGCCCCAGGAUACCGACCAGUCAGAGGCCAACCUGGAAAAUGCAGAGCCAGAGCUGUGCAUCCGCCUCCUGCAAAUGCCAUCAGUGGUGAACUACUCUGGGCUGAAGAAGCGUCUGGAGAGCAGUGAUGAUGCUUGGAUGGUCCAGUUCUUGGAGCUGUGUGGAUUGGACCUCCUCCUGGAGGCUCUGGACAGGCUGUCUGGCAGAGGGGUGGCCAGGAUUUCCGAUGCCUUGCUACAGCUCACUUGCAUUAACUGUGUGAGAGCAGUCAUGAACUCCCACAGAGGCAUUGAAUACAUUGUGAGCAAUGAAGGCUACGUCAGAAAACUCUUCCAAGCACUUGACACAACUAAUGUCAUGGUGAAAAAGCAAGUAUUUGAACUCCUAGCUGCGUUGUGCAUUUACUCAUCAGAUGGCCAUGGUUUGGCUUUGGAUGCCCUGGAUCAUUACAAGAAUGUGAAGAACCAGCAGUAUCGAUUCAGUGUCAUAAUGAAUGAGCUGUCGAACACAGAUAAUGUGCCAUACAUGGUGACACUGCUGAGCGCUAUCAAUGCCAUCAUACUUGGGAAAGAAGACCUAAGAACAAGAACACAGAUCCGAAAUGAGUUCAUAGGUCUUCAGUUGUUGGAUAUUUUAGACAAGCUAAGAGACAUAGAGGAGGAGGAUCUGCUUAUCCAGUGUGAUACAUUUGAAGAGUUCAAGAUAGAAGAUGAUGAGGAAUUACUGAAGAUAUGUGAUGGGAUAAACAUGAAUGAUCACCAUGAAGUCUUUUCAUCUCUCUUCAAUAAAGUGAGCCGCUCCCCAGUCUCCAUCCAGCUGCUGUCCAUCCUGCAGAGCUUGCUCCACUUGGAACCGUCUCACCACUCCAGCCUGCUGCUGUGGGAGUCACUGGAUGCAGUAGUGAACAGAGCCCUUUUGCUCGCCAAUGACAUCCAAGGAAACACUGUUGAAGAAGUAAUUGAGAGGCUGUUAUCUAUCAAGAAGCAUCCAAACAAGCAAAAAAGAGCUGAAAAACAUCUUUCUGGAAAUGCAAAUGGAGGCAUCCAGACUGAACUAGAACCAUGCACAAGUGCAGUUCAGAGCCUGGUGGGAUCACCAAACCCCUGCAUGACACCAGAAGCUUCCUCAGGACCAAAAGCCUGUGAAGAGAAGACCUCGUCCUCACCGCUCUCAGCCUGCUUCACCUCACCACAGACCUCUAACCCUUCACCCAACGCUGUUCCUGCCCCUCCACCACCACCGCCUCCACCCCCACCACCUCCACCCCUGCCAUCUAGCCCAGCAUCCAUGCCCCCCACAGCCUCCAUGAAUUCACCACCAGCCCCACCACUCCCUGGCAUCCCUCCUCCACCUCCAUUGCCUGGCACGGGGGUCAUCCCUCCUUCACCUUCAUUGCCUUGCAUAGGGGGUAUCCCACCUCCACCCCCAUUGCCUGGCACGAGGGUCAUCCCACCUCCACCUCCAUUGCCUGGCACAACGGUCAUCCCUCCUCCACCCCCAUUGCCUGGCAUGGGGGGUAUCCCACCUCCACCCCCAUUGCCUGGCAUAGGGGGAAUCCCACCUCCACCCCCAUUGCCUGGCAUGGGGGGAAUCCCACCUCCACCUCCAUUGCCUGGCAUGGGGGGAAUCCCACCUCCACCUCCAUUGCCUGGCAUGGGGGGCAUUCCACCACCACCCCCAUUGUCUGGUACAGGGGGCAUCCCGCCCCCUCCACCACCAUUGCCUGGUAUGGCAGGAGAUCACAUAGAAGCUGUUGUAGCCUCCCAGAUCAGCUGCCCGCUCGGCUCCAUCAGGCCUCCAUACAAGGCAGUGAAGACACCAACGCUGAGAAUGAAGAAGCUAAACUGGCAGAAGCUGCCCUCCAAUGUGGUGAGAGAAAGUCAUUCGAUGUGGGCUUCAGUGAGCAGCAGCAGCGAGGAAACCAUAGAGCCCAACUACACAAGCAUUGAGCAGCUGUUUUGCUUUCCACAACCAACCCCUAAGGAGAAAACAGCCGCACCAGUGAAGGCAGAGCCGAAGGAGAUCACAUUUUUGGACUCCAAGAAAAGUCUCAAUUUGAACAUAUUUUUGAAGCAGUUUAAAUGCUCCAAUGAAGAGGUGGCUGCCAUGGUCCAGAAUGGAGAUCGGACCAAGUUCGACGUUGAGGUUCUAAAGCAGCUGUUGAAGCUGCUGCCUGAAAAACAUGAGAUAGAAAACCUGAAGGCCUUCAAAGAAGAGAAGUCGAAGCUAGCAAACGCAGAUCAGUUUUAUCUUCUCCUCCUUCAAAUUCCCAGCUAUCAGCUACGGAUUGAAUGUAUGCUGAUCUGUGAAGAGACUACUGUUGUUCUGGAUAUGAUUCAACCAAAAGCUGAAGCCAUCCGGAAAGCCUGCGAAGAUCUUCUGACCAGUCACCGUCUGCCUCUCUUUUGUAAACUGAUUCUCAAAGUUGGAAACUUUCUGAACUACGGAAGUCACACAGGCGAUGCUGAUGGGUUUAAAAUCAGCACUUUACUCAAACUAACAGAAACCAAAGCAAACCAAACCCGCAUUACGCUGCUCCACCAUAUCCUGGAGGAAGUAGAAAACAGCCACACAGACCUACUGGAACUGCCGGAGGACCUUGAAUAUGUUUCAAAAGCAGCAGGAAUUAAUCUUGAUAUUAUACGCUCAGAAUCCAGUGCCAAUUUAAAAAAGCUCUUGGAGCUCCAGCGAAAGGUCUCAUCAGCAAAUGACGAUGUGAAACAGCAGUAUGAGAAACCUAUCCAGGAUAGCAUUGAUGCUUCCAGAAAACUGGAAGAAGAUUUUGAAACCAUUGACAGGAAGAGAGAAGAACUUGCAAACUAUCUCUGUGAGGACCCAAGCAAGUUGUCCUUAGAGGAUGUAUUUAGCACCAUGAAGACUUUCAGAGAUCUCUUCAUCCGAUCCCUAAAGGAAAACAAAGACAGAAAGGAACAAGCUGCAAAAGCAGAGAAGAGGAAGAAACAGCUGGAAGAAGAAGAGGGGAAGAGACAGAAGGGAGAAAAUGGAAAAGUCAUUAAGAAGGGGUUGGUGAAGCAGGAGGAUGUUUGCGUCAUUGAUGCACUGCUGGCUGACAUAAGGAAAGGGUUCACACUGAGAAAGACGAAGAACAGACACGAGUCAGACGCACCUCCUAAAGCCUUGCCUGCGGAGAUCCCUGAGGAGAGCCGGUCUGGAAAGAGCAUUGAGGAUCCGCAAGCAGGAGGUCAGCAGAUGGAUGAUAAAGCCAAGCAAAACAACGGUCAUCCCUCAGAAAGCACUCUGUCCUUGGCCGCUGCCCUACCAGAGAUGGGUAGAGAUGUUGGAGAUGUCUCAGCUCCAAACCAGGCAUUACCUGAAAAUAAUACUGAAGGAAAUUUGCCACCAGGGUCUAGGACAGAAGGCUCUUUGGUAAACUUAGUGGAAGCUGAUGGAGAUGGGCAGGGUGCGGGGAUGGCAAGCCUCCAGCCAGGCCUGAGUAGUGGUGCCAUUUCCUUCUCUGCUGAUAACAUAGGUGCCAAUAUAACAUUUGUCAGCAGCAGCUCUGGUGCUGCUCUAAGAGAACAGCUCAAUGGGUCCAUCUCUGAAGAGCAAGACAACAAAUGCAGCUUGGAGAGCUGCAGGCCAGCUCAGGACAUCCCGCUAAGCCAGAAUGGAGGCAAUCCCAGCACUCCAUCCACUCCCUGUGAUGGUGCACAUCAGGCAGAGUUGAAAGAGAUGGCAAAGGAAAAUGAAGACCCUGGUACAGACUCGCUGUUGGACACUUCCCAAGAGAAAUCCUUUUCGGAGGAGCCAGCCACCGACUCUUCUUGUUCAGCAACACUGCCUCCAGGGGAAACACACACUGACAGGGAAAAGCAGAGGACAUCUGGGAAACGGAGAAAGAAGAAGAGGCACAGCAAAAGCUACUCAGCAGAGGUUGAGACUGAUUCUGGAGAUUAUAAAACAAAAAAAGGUUGUGUGGUACAAUGAGGUAUGUAAACUUGCAAAGACAUUUGUAUGUGAACUAACCCCAGUUCCUUCGGGACUUUACAGACCUAAUCAAUAUUUAGCAUAUCAGCUAAGCUUUUUGUCUUUGUGUCUAAUCACAAAUACAUCUAAAACAAAUUUGCUACUCUGAUUUUCACUGACUAGGGUGUUGAUCUUGUGCUGAGUGGAGUCAGUGCUGAUCUCCCCACAACACUGGGUCACAUCCCACAUGUCCGUCCUCUGUGUCAGCAGCAGCCAAUCUCAUUUCCCUGCAGAUAAUUAAAAGACAGUAUUCUAACCACGUGAAUCCAGCUUCAUGUGAUAAACAAAGUCCUUGCUUUGAUCCCAUUAUUUUUCUCAAAAAUUGUAAAAAUGCAAUUUCAGUACCUACCUCCUGCAAAUAAUGAUGUUUGGUUUGCUUGUGGGUAGCCACUUACUAUAGCACCAUAUACAUACAGACAUCUGGAUAAGGAAAUAAAACACUGGGCCCAGGGAUAAAUACAUGCUGGGAUGAGAUACCAGCUCCAACUCAAAGCCAAGUUCAAUUUCUCAAGAUACUGCACACAAGGUAGUGCAUUGGAGCAAACAGACCGUGCACACUUCUUUGCACUCGUGCAUUUUUAUGGGACAAGGUAAAGGAGGGGAUUCAGCUUUUGUCACUGAAAAAAAAUAACAUGCAGGGAUCUUGGUACAUAUAACUUCCCUCCAAUGGGCAGUUUUCUUGCCCACUGUGAGAAAACUUUAGGAGUUUCAGGCCAAAACUUUUAUAAACAAAAGUUUGCAUGCUUAUUGAAAGUGCAAAGAAAAGCAGGAAAAAUAAACAGUUAAAACAUCCACUGUACUGAAAUUGCAUAGUUACUUGUCCUUUCCACCCUGAUGAACACCUCUUGUGAACUGAAUCAAUGAUGCCAAAUCUCUUACUCUCUCAUUUCCUGAAAGGAAUGUGUUUAUUCUUCAGCAUCCCCCAUGCGUAGGGGGGACAGGAACCCCUAGCCCUGAGGGCAUGGAGCAGAGGAAGCUCUGCAGGAUUCCCACGUAGGGUUGCUUUUGUUUCUGCACCUGAAGCAUCACUGCUAGCAAGAGAAAAUGAGAGAUAUUGGGUAGUUAUGCUCCUGACUACUGCUGUCCUCUCCUCUUGGCCCUUCAGUACCAUGUUUCAUGAUUAUGUUGAGAGAAAAAGGGGAGUGGUAGUAUUAGUUUAAAAAUCCUGAUGAAGAUUUACAGCAAGAGCAGAACAUUGUAGAAAAAAGUAGAAAAUAGUAGCAGUGAGGGCUCGUGAUUAUGCUGCAGAGGGAGGGCAGCUGGAACCGAGAGUUGUGUAACUCAAAUUAUAUGUUUUAAGCACAGAGAUUCUUGCAUGCAGGUUUGAAAAAAAAGGUUACUUUUAACAAACGGAGAUGCAGACAGCUUCAAAUUCUCCUCUGGAGACACAGCAAAGCAAUAUAGAGGAAUGCAUGGAAAGCCAGCGCCACUAAGAACUAAGAAGUGACUGAGUCAGGCACAUCCUUGAGAUGCCACCAGUGCCCACAAGUGCUCACAGCUGCAAGGGCAGUGGAAAAGCAGCACUUGAAAUCUUCAACUCCCUUUUUCCCUUCAUUCCUGUGUCAUUUGGAAAAGUCACAGGAAACAAAAUCUAUUUGCUUUUCUUAGUCUGUAGCCAUGGUGUUUCCUCCCCCAAAUGCAACUCAAGCCUAUUCCUCUUGGCAGCCUUAGCAAACCAGAAGUGCUCCCCAUCACAAAGAUGGGAGACCCCAGGAAAAGAAGUCCAGUACUUUUUUCCAGGGUGAUUCACGUGAUUUAUAACCCUAUCUGAUUUUCUUCAGAGACCACCUUUAAGUUCUUGUCACACUCCUUGUACUCUCUGGCUGGAGCUAGAAUUUGCCAGGUUGAAGUGAAGCUGUAGGAAUUUUCCUUCUUAUACAAAUGCACUUGCAGUGAUAAAGGCUACACCUCCUUAUUCCCCACACCCCAAAAUCCUUUAGAGUCUCUAUAAAAGCAACAAAGAAGGGACAGUAUUUGACCCGCCAGGAACAGCCUGUGACUCUGUGAAAUAACAUUUCAGAGCUGUAUAAGGACUUAGGUAAUCAGCUAUUCAGUUCUCUCCUCUUGACCAUAACUUGUUAUGCAGCAGUUUCUGUAUUAACACUAUUAUUCUUUUAUACCCAAAUAAUCUCUAUUUCCAAUAUAUUGGGGGUCACCUUGUGUUUGUGUGUGUCCUGGCAACAGCUAAACAAAUUUCCAACCAAAUGUUCAAACACUGCAGCCUGAUGAGGCUCAGAGGGAAAAGGCAAAAGCAAAAGUCCACAGUGCUGUUUGCCAGCAGCUAUGAUACAUAUGUGGACACAAUGGGAGUUCAGCCUAUCUCACCAAAGAACAAAGUUUUGGAAUCAAGGUUUUCCUUUGUUUUCUUUUAACUUAAUUAAUGUUUUAAAUUUAGACAACUAGAUGCUUCACCUCACCCCAUGCAGACUCAGUGGUGUCUGUGGGCUGAUUUCUAAUGAACCAAAGCAAUGCGAUCAAGCUAACGGCUGUCUUCCUGUGCAACCUUUGCCAUCAUAUCUGUCAUUAGAAAUGGUAUUUCCUUCAGCUGUUGAGUGGGACUGGUGUUUAAAUCAACAACACACAGUUCUUUCCUUCUGACAGCCCGAACUCUCUCAAGAAACACUCCCAGAUGGGAGCCUACCCAUGGCUCAGGCAGCGAAGGCACAAUACACACAUUUUGCUCUAUCAUGCUGUGACAGAAAGUUUGUCUGUGCCCUCUGAAGUCCCAGGCUCACAGCUGUGACUCAGUUCUGUUCCCCAGUAGCACUUCUCACACAAGGUGGGAGAUGUUCUUCAACUUCAUGAAGUGCCACACACAGGCUUCAUUUGACAGAUGGUGACACUGGACAAAACAAAAUGGGUGUCCAGAUUUAUUAAUUCAGCAAUUUAACACGUAGAUCCAUAUACCAACAUUCUGCUUGCAAAACACAGGACUCGUGUUAUUGCCCAGUUCAAGAACAGAGCUGCCCAAACUCUUCAACAUCAGUAUCAAUCCUAGAAACUCGAGCAAGGUUUGUAGCAAAUAUAUAAAAACUGGCAGUGCUAGAAGUUUAAGUUACCUGAGUUAGUACCACAACCAAUCCACACAACAAACCAGACCACUCUCACUUUAGAGGUGCGAACAGUUUGUAUUUUCCCCUCCUCCUGCAGGCAUCACAUCAAGGCAGAAGAAAUAACGGAGGCCCGGAGACAUGCUAACUCAUCCCCAGAGCACUGCCAGCCUCUCGGAAGCCAGGCUCUGCAUCACCAGAAGGCCUCCUGCCCUGACUGGACAUCACACUCCUCCUGAUGCAGCAUUCCACCCUUUGCCCAAAGGCCCAAUGAGCCGCCAUGGAGGCUUCAGCACCCUCAGCCCGUGCCUUACGUGACCUGCGUUGUGCCCCGGGGGUGUCUGUGGGGUCAUGGUCCAGAUUGAUGCAGCAGCAGGGAAGGCACAGGCUUACCAGCCUCCAUCCUAAUGCCCAACAUCCCUACCUGCUCUUAAGCCAAACUUCUCUUAACACAGUGGCAGAAUGCGGCCCAGUGUUCAACCCUAGGGAAAUUUUAAAAAUAGCAGUGCCUCAAAUAAAUGGAGGGUAUGAAUCCAGCAGUGGCCAUACCCUCACAGGGGGAAGCGUUAUCCCUCAUUUCAUUGCCCACACUCAGUCUUAUCUGGCCAGGACCAAGACUCAAAAUGUAUUUGUGUUCUCAAUCACUUAAAGCAAGCAAAAUCAAUUACAAGAACAACAACAAAAAUAUGCAUUUUGGUCAACAUAUGGCUGUGUAAACAACAUCUGGCUCCCAGAUAACACUUAUGUGCAAUUAAGUUGAAGCAUGGCUGUGGUCCUGCAGUAAUCUCACAUGUACAGCUACAUACAUAAAAUUUGGAGAAGUAGGGCUCCAGUUCCUGUCAAAAGAAAAAAGUUUUCCAGGGUACUGUGUUAUGCACAUUUUCAGCUCAUCCUUUAGUAAGUCUCCGGGUUUCAAUCCCAUUCUCAGCUGCUUGCACUCUUACGUCUUUGCAUUCAAGCUGCAGAACGUGUAUUUUCACCUUACUUUUGCUUUGAAACUGGGAACGUGCAGUAUUGUGUUUUUAAAGAUUCAGAGCUUUAUUUCUCAAGUUUUGUAAUAACGUUGUACGAUAGUUUUGUACAUAGCUGUCAAUUUAAAAUGAUCUAUGCUUGUUGAAUCUAUGGUGUGAUACUGUGCUGAAACAGGAAUCAAGCAGAAGAGAUUGAUGUAUUUAAGAACUAUGCCUUUAUAUGGUAACCUGCUCUGUCUAGACUAAUGUUCAGGAUAAACCUUAUUUUGCUUUGCUCUAUAGGAAUAGCAACAUCCUUGCAACAUCAAAGACUUUGCUGGACUGAGGUAAAGGUUAUGCCAAGAAUUAAAUCAAUGGUUUAUUUUAACCAAAGCAUUGUUACUGAGAAUUGUUAACAAAAGCAAAGAUGUGUUUGGAGUAGGUGCAUGGGCAGACUCUGCUCAGGAAGCCUUGCAGAGCAGCACAACUGCGUUGCAGCUGAAUUCACGUUCCUGGCUGGCAGAAGCAAGCUGCAAAACCACAUAACCCACCCCAGGUUUGACAUGUGAGACCACUAUGCCACCUUUAAACUUUUCUCCUUUUUUUCUCUCCUCUAUUUCAGUCUCUGAGUGCAUCACCCAAGAAUCAGCUCUUCUUGCUGUCAUUAAUCAAGUUUCUCUUUCUCAGAUUAGACUCCAGCCUACCAAAGUCCAACUAGCAAACGUUUUCCCAGCAGCUUUGCCUUCUCUGUGUUACCAGCAGGAGCCUGCAGCCCAGAUUCACAGAGGGCAGCCAGCCUCCUCCAGCCCACCCUGCUGAUUUAUCGAUAGGAACAAAACUGCUGUCAGUAUUUGGGAACAAGCAAGGCUUUUUGGUGUUACCUGCCGAGGGCCUUCAAAGAGAGGGUGUUAGGCAUUAUGUUCCCACUGUCUUCAAGCAUUUAUGGAGCAACUGGUAUUUUGAGCCACUGCUGGUUCUUUGUUCCGCAGUCAUUUUUGAAAACUAUAAUAAAUUGUCUGUUAAAAUCAAAUCCCAAUCAACAGAUCAAAGCACAGCAUUUAUAAUGUAUUACUCCAAAGUAGCUCUGCUUCCAUUACUGUGAUUAUUUAGCAAGAACAGGGGGAUGGAGUCAGAGCAACUCAAAGAAAGACGCUCAGCUGGGAUGUGCAGUUUUGCUCUAUUUGUCACUUUAGAAGUUCAUUUUUCAGUGUUUGUAAGACCAAAUAAGUUGCUGGUAAAAGCCAUGCAAUUUGCAGCUAUUUUAACGGGUAUGUUUUCGUUUAAGCCAACAGUGAGUUUGGACCUCAGAAGAGAAUUCCUGUGGUUAUAUUACAGCAAAUGCACAUGGAGUCCAUUACGUAAACCAGCCUGUGAGCACCACAAGUUCCUAGCUGUCAAGUAACUGCGUAUUCCUCAAAUAAGCAUUGUUUGUAUGAUAAAAAUGAAGUUGUGGAUGAAAUCUGCAGAAGUUUUUUCCAAGUACUUCGCAUCAAAAUGUGGAAAUAUGUUUUAAAGGCUGGAAUUGGAAUUUCAGUGCUUUUUUGUUUUAAUUUCAUUACUGAAAAUAUUUCAAAAUUUAGAAUAAAAGAAGUCAAAGUA